Molecule: messenger RNA, 3187 nt
Organism: Drosophila elegans
Lineage: Eukaryota; Metazoa; Arthropoda; Insecta; Diptera; Drosophilidae
Gene: tmod
Product: tropomodulin
Exons: 9
Coding region: 187-1767 (526 amino acids)
Biological process (GO): pointed-end actin filament capping; myofibril assembly
Cellular component (GO): myofibril
Molecular function (GO): tropomyosin binding
Source: RefSeq, a predicted model, not a curated record
GCUUAUAUUUUUUCAGGCUAAAAGAAAAAAAAAGGAAAAAAUACAAUAAUUUCUGCGUGUUAUGUGUUAUUGUUGUGAUCAGUGAUCAGUGGAACGAACCAAGUGAAAGUGAACACAAGAACGAAAGGGAAAGCAAAGUGAAUCAAUUUGGGUCCUACCAAAGAAAUAGAAUAUAAAUCAAAGAUAAUGUCGGACAUUGAGGAUGUUUUCGGUGGCUCCGCCGAGGAGACCAAGCCCGAACCCGAUGCCCAAAGCAAAAGCAGUGUGGUCACCGAGCAAACCGAGGAGGUAAUUCCCGGGGAAACCGAGAAAAUGGUCACAGAGACCAUCGAUGAGGACGGUGAUGUUGUGGAGGAAACCACCGAAGUUACCCGCAAAACGGUGAAGCGCACUAUGAAGAUCACUGAGACUUCAGCCACCACAAAGACAACUACGCUCACCACCCCCGCCAAACUUUAUGGCAAGGACCUGAGUGAGUAUGACGAUGUGGACGUGGAGAGCCUGCUGGCCCAGCUCUCGCCUGAAGAGAUAACUAUACUGGCCAAAGAAGUGGAUCCCGAUGACAACUUCCUGCCGCCAGACCAGCGUAACAGCUACGAGUGCACCAAGGAAGCCACUGGGCCAUUAAACCGCAAGCAGCUGAUCGAACACAUCAACAAGCAGGCGAUCGAGACACCCGAUCAGCCGGAAUUCGAGCCUUUUGUCCAGGGCACAGUGCGCGGCAAGAAGUGGGUGCCGCCGCCAAGGGAUGCCCGCGAGAUCGAGGCCGAGGAACAGAUCGCCAUCGACAUGGGCGAGGAGUACGAGCAUGCCCUGAACGAUGCCACGCAGGAGGAGAUCAUCGAUCUGGCCGCCAUCCUGGGCUUCCACUCGAUGAUGAACCAGGACCAGUACCACGCCUCGCUGCUCAACAAGGGACAGCCCGUUGGCCUCGGAUGGGAUGGCAUCACAAAGUCCACCCAGCAGAAGCUCUUCCCCAUGGAUCCGCCAAACAGCACAGAUGUGGAGGAGUCCAUCAAGCGGGUCAAGGACGAUGACUCCAAGCUGAUUGACCUCAACUUGAACAACAUUAAGAACAUCUCAGACGAGAAGCUCGAGCAACUGUUUGCCGCACUGCCUCAGAACGAACAUCUGGAAGUCCUCUCGCUGACAAAUGUCGGCCUCACCGACAAGACAGCCCUCCUUUUAGCCGAGGCCAUCGAGAAGAGCAAAACCCUGAGAGUAUUAAACGUCGAGACCAACUUCAUAAGUCCGCCCGUGAUCGUUAAGUUGGUGCAAGCCCUGCUCAAGUGCCACACCAUCGAGGAGUUCAGGGCCUCCAAUCAGCGAUCUGCGGUGCUGGGCAACAAGAUCGAGAUGGAGAUCACCGACCUGGUGGAGAAGAACUCGUCGCUGCUGCGCCUCGGAUUGCACCUGGAGUUCAACGACGCCCGCCACCGAGUGGCCGCUCACCUGCAGCGCAACAUCGACAGAAUCUUCCGCGUUCAGAAACUCAAGCCGAAUCUGCCGAAGUUGAUCCUGCCCGGUAACUUGGAGAUUGAGCGUGAUCUUAUUGCCUAUAACCGAUCGGCCACGCCCUCUCCGUCGCCUUCGCCGCAGCCCCCAGUGGAUUAUGAUGUGGAAGUGGAUCCGGAUAAUAUGGUAGUCCGGGGCGGCGGCGAUGCCUUCGAUCCGGAGAUCGACCCCGACAACAUGGUGGUGCCGGGCAGUCGGUCCGUGACACCGAACUACGAUGAUGAAGGUGUCUACCAAGCGCACACGAAUUAAACUGCGAUGUAUGAUCUAAGUGAGUCCCCCAGAUCCGAGUCAAAGUAAAACGAUAGUAGCAGAAACCCACAACAAACAUAGUUUUAUGAUUCAAUAAGAACCAACAACUAACAGCAGAAAUGAAAAAUGAAGCACCACCGACAAGAAGAGCCAUGAAAAAAUCUACAGAUAUAUAUAAAAACACGAUGCAAAAUAUGUGAAACAGAUGAAAAUACGUGUGAAACGCCUGAACCAGCGUAAAUAAAAAGACAAAAAACGAAAUAUAUAGCAGCAACCAACCAACAACAACAUGCCACCAACCCAAGAACAACAAUCAACCAGAAAGCCAUCUAUAUGUGUGUGUGUGUGUGUUUGUUUGUCCAACUCUUGAUUUGAUUUGAUUACCAAUUAACAAGCAAACCCAGCAAGACAACCACCAAACCAACAACACCACCAGCAAGCCACAACAACAACAACGAGAACAUGAGCAACCACGGCAACAAGAACAACUGAUCUAUGUUAAUCCAAACUUACCCCACCAACCGACCUCUGUAAUCCCCGAAACCAAUCCACCAAAAGAAUCCAACCAACCAGCUGUAAACUAACACCGAAGAAUGAUGUGUGACAUGAAUUGGACGUCAGCGUCGCAUGGGACACCUGAGCAGGAACUACACCAUUGGCGUCUGGCAGUAGGAAUCAUUGAAAUAUGGAGUCCACAUUUUAAUCCCGAAACAAAAAAUGCAAUAGCCUAAACAUAGUGUUGUCAUAUUUGUUGUUGUUCUCACGCGGAGCAUUGUUUUAUUGUUUUGUUUAAUGUUUGUUGCGUUCUUCAGAUUGAUGACUUCGGUUCGAGUUUGUGUUCGGUUCACCAUAUAUAAGCAUAAUCAUUUGUUUGUUACGAGUUAGACGAAUGUUCAUUGUCACCCACACACACACAGGCAGAUCAAGGAUUUACUUUCUAUCUGGCAGCUCUAAAAUAUUACUUUCCUUAAGCAAAAUCUUCACAUUUACGCUGCAGUUACACACACGCCUUUUGCGUCGAUCACUUUGAUUAUUUUAUUUUAUUUUAUUUACCUUCCAUUCUGUCCCUGUCGUUCUUUUAGCCCCUAGACGGGGCCAUGUUUCACAAUUUUUAGUUUUAGUCGUGUUUAUAUCCACACAUGCACACACACAUGAUACAAACACAUACAUAAUACUUAUAUACACUUUAUAUAUAUGAUACAUAUAUAGCCAUGGUCUCUGAAACAAUUUACUGCUAUUGAAUUAUGAAAAUGCUUAAACAUAAAUUUAACUUAUGGUUAAACACACAAAUGAAAAACAAACAAUUGUAUAAUGUAAUGAUAUAUCUUACUUUAUAUGACAUAAUGCAAUGCUUUUAAAAUACAAUUUUUAAAAAUCAUGUAAAAACUAUAAAAUUAAAUAAAAAAAAAUACAAAAAAUA